Peniophora sp. CBMAI 1063 is the source of this 2673-nucleotide messenger RNA. Lineage: Eukaryota; Fungi; Basidiomycota; Agaricomycetes; Russulales; Peniophoraceae. The record is from the annotation of a GenBank genome assembly.
AUGGGUCUGGGGCCUCUAUGGUUUAAUGUCGUCCUGGCCACUCUUUUUGUCUUCUUCGAUGCAUUAAUAUCGCAACGUGCAUUCACCCUCGCGGCGUCGACUGCAGGCUGGUCCUCCACGAAGAAGCUUGGUAUCCGGGACAAAGUUCGAGAGCUGUUCUAUCAUGGGUACAACAACUAUCUUGAGCAUGCCUUUCCCUUCGACGAGCUCGCACCGCUGUCCUGUGCUGGUCGAGGACCAGAUUGGUACUCGCCCUCUAAUAUCGCCGUAAACGACGUCAACGGUAACUACUCGCUCACCCUGGUUGAUACUCUGGAUACUCUUGUCGUUCUGGGGGAUACGGCAGCCUUCGCGGAUGGUGUACGCCGAGUCAUCGACCACGUCUCUUUCGACGUCAACACCAAGCCUCAGAUAUUCGAAGCCAAUAUACGUGUGCUUGGUGGUCUUUUAUCGGCGCAUAUAUUCGCCAAUCAAACCGGGCAUGCCUUCCAUCUGCCUUGGUAUAGAGGUGAACUUCUUGACCUCGCACACGACCUGGGCGAACGCUUUCUACCUGCUUUCGACACGCCGACCGGUUUGCCUUUCGCAAGGAUCAAUCUUCGCCAUGGCCUGAUGAGAGGAGAAAGCAUAGAGAGUUGCACGGCCGGCGCUGGCUCACUCAUACUGGAGUUUGCUACGCUCAGUCGGCUCACAGGCGACAAGCGAUUCGAGAAAGCCGCUCGGAAGGCUUUCUUUGCUGUUUGGAACGCGCGGUCAGAGAUAGGCUUAGUUGGCAAUCAGAUUAAUAUAAUGAACGGGCAAUGGCAUCACCCGCAGAUGAGCUCAAUAGGCGCUGGGAUUGACUCCUUUUUCGAGUACGCGCUGAAGUGGUAUAUCCUGAGUGGCGACCAAGAAUUCCUAGAUAUCUGGAAUGAGUCGUACGCAUCUGUCAUGCAGUAUUCCCGAUCAGGGGACGGAUUUUGGUUCCGUAGAGUCGACCUUUCUAAUGGAAAUCUGCUGUAUUACACCUACGAUUCGCUAUCUGCUUUCUGGCCUGGUCUACAAGUCAUGGCUGGUGAUAUCGACAAUGCUAUCAAAUCGCACAUGUUUUUUUGGAAUCUUUGGCAGAAAUACUCUGGCAUACCUGAGAUCUACGAUAUGAAUUACAAGACUGCAACGGCCUUGGCGUUCCCGUUGAGGCCAGAGUUCGUUGAGUCCACGUGGUAUCUUUACAGAGCCACUCGUGAUCCAUUCUACUUGGACGUUGGCCUGCGCGUCCUGUCGGAUAUCACAGCUCGGUCGAAAGUGGCUUGCGGCCUCACCGGGAUAGCUGACUUGCGAACGAACCAACGUGACGACCGUAUGGAGUCCUUCGUGCUCUCUGAGACCCUGAAGUAUCUGUAUCUAUUAUUCGACGAAGAGAACCCUCUUCACACUGACGACUCGAAUUGGGUCUUUACUACGGAAGGGCAUAUCUUGACCCUCAACAAUUCUCUCCUCAAGCCGCCUUCGCGUUACCUCCGCGAGUUCAGACGUGGCGAACGACCUGAAUGUCCCGCAUACUCCGCUCCGGAAUUCAGCGGGGAAGGGAGUGAACCCGGCCACGGGCUAACCGUUGGUAUUCGCACACGCACAGACUUCGACUACGCGGCACACCUCCUUGACAUGGACCCGAUCAAUGAUGCGGGAUGGCAUCCGCAGGCUGAGUGUAUGCUGCCCAAAGUCGACGUGUAUCCGCAGCUGUUCGAGUUCAUCAUGUCGGUCGACAGUGCGACCGAAGCUGACGAGGACAAGACGCCCUCGGCCCAGAAGCUUGCUCGUCUCCCUGGCGGUUUCAUGGUUCACGAUGUCAAAGGAAUACGUACUCGGGUCACGACUCGUCUCGACGGUCGUGGGUAUGAUAUAACCAAACUGGGUCCCUAUACCGUCCGCACCGGUCAAGUCGUAUAUCUCAACGACUCGCGUCUCGCGGGCGCUUUGGAAACGAGGCAACCUGCCGAGAACCGGCACCCAGACGUUCGGGUCCGAUUCCAUCUCGACGACCCUACCUUCGAUCCCGCUCUGUUUCCUUGGGACGAGUAUGGGCGCGACGCUGCCAACCUGGAGACGCUGUUUGUGGCAGAAGCGGAGGCGGGAUCGCGAUUUGUCGACGUCGUCGCGCAGACCGCUCUUUUUGGUGGAGACCCUACACGGGUCCAAUCGGCCUCCCAGCUUCGCGCAUCCAAACCUUCUGGUGUGAUCGUGUCCCGCGAGGAGGGCAAUGAGCUUGGUUGCGUGCCAUUUGCGCGCGCGUAUACCGGAACGGACGUCGUGCUCUUGCUGCGUCGAGGGCAAUGCACGUUCUUGGAAAAGCUGCGCCACGCUAAAGAAGCCGGCGCGGCCGGCAUCGUCGUACUAUCCGACGAGGAGAACAAGAUCCAACCGUCUAUCGACCCUUCCGAAUCCGCGCUUGCUGGAUCACUGGAUGACGUUGUUGCCCUUGUACUUCGUGCCAGUGAGGGUACGCGCAUCUCAGCCAUGUUGGACGCUGCCGAGAUGAAUGGUGGGCAAAUGAUCAUGGUGUUGGAACCAGACGGCGACGGAGAUGAUGUAUCUGGUGGUGUUGAGAUCGUGGUUGAGAGCGAGGGCAUCCCUGACCAUCGUGUAUUACAUAUCAACGGCCAUCCCUUGCUCAAUACACAUUUGUUGGUUUAA